CUUCGCUUCGGAGGUGCCUGCCUGCAAGUCCUCGGUCUUAACUCUGGCCUACUCUGACACAGGGCCCCGCACGACCACUGGGAGCAGUUGGCACUGAUUAUCUAAAUGGACGCCCUCAUCGCCAAAGCAGAUGCGGUACGCCCAAUAACGAAGAAGAGGCGUAUUCACAAGGAUGAACCAGCGAAGAAGUCGAGCUCAUCACGUCCAGGUCCUUCAGAUGACCGCACGCUGGGCUCGGUGUCCCUGCAUACCACAUUGCCAAAGUCUCUUCGACCGACGUCUCCUCCUCCGGAAAACGUGCCCAAAUAUGGUCACGUAAAGGACAAGAAGCUUCGAACCCAACUGACGAGACAGUCAUCGCAAUCCGCGAGGGCGAGGGCAUUGGUGAAGGAUGCAGAGCUUUUACUCACGGAGGAGGCGGGGCUCAUGGAGGUGGAGGGAGACUUAGAGAAGACUUGGAGGGUUGGUCAGGACGAGAUUGCACAAGCGGCAGGGCAAGAAGCUGCGCAAGGACGGAAAGAGUGGAAGUUAGAUGGUGGGCCGUACCGCGCGAGUUAUACGCGGAAUGGAAGACAUCUUGCCAUCGUUGGUAGAAAAGGCCAUGUCGCGACGUUUGACUGGCAGACUGGGACGAUGCAUGCUGAGCUACAACUCAGAGAGACAUGCCGGGACAUUACAUUCCUUCAUGACCACUCGCACUUUGCGGUGGCUCAGCAGAAGUAUGUUUACAUCUACGACCGCGACGGUGUCGAAUUGCACCAACUGAAGUCGCAUAUUGAGCCCACAAGGCUUGAGUUUCUCCCAUACCACUGGCUCCUUGCUAGCGUUGGUAAUGCGGGCUAUCUCAAAUACCAAGACACCUCUACGGGUCAAUUGCUCGUCGAGCAUCGCACAAAACUCGGUGCGCCAAGCGCCAUGACUCAAAACGCACACAACGCGGUCAUUCAUCUCGGACACGCCAACGGCACCGUCACCCUCUGGACGCCGAACCUCCCGCACCCCGCUGUCCGGUUGUUGGCACACCUCGGGCCCGUCGCGAGUGUCAGUGUCGAUCCGAGCACAGGUGGGAGGUACAUGGCGACGGCAGGUCAGGAUGGGCUAGUGAAGGUCUGGGACUGUCGGAAUUGGAAAGGUGCGGUGCGGACGUGGAACGCGAGAGGCGGAGGAGGCGAGGUAGAAUGGAGCCAGAGAGGCGCGCUGGCCGUUGCCUCAGGCGGGAGCGUCAACGUGUACACCAAGCCAUCUAUCCAAACCCCGUUCAUCCCGGCCGUAUCUCCACCUCUCUACCUCACUCAUGCCGUACCCAUCGCCCACUCACUUCCCUCCGUUCUCAUUCUAGUCCCUGGCUCCGGCGAGCCCAACUUCGACAGCGCCGAAGCAGAUCCGUUCGAGAACAAGCGCGCAAGGAGAGAGCGGGAGGUCAAGGGCCUAUUGGACAAGGUGCGUAGAUUUGAUUAUCGUUGACCCGAAACGACGGCUGAGCAGUACUGCCUCCCAGAUCCAACCGGACAUGAUCACCCUCGACCCCGAGUUCGUCGGCUCACUCGCCCCGGAGCUCAAACUGACCACAGCUGUCGGCGGCGAACCCGACAUCCCCUUCGCGCGCCUCCCGCGCUUAGAGCGCCUCCGUGUGCAGGCAAGGCGGACGAGAUGGAGGG
Molecule: messenger RNA, 1658 nt
Organism: Fomitopsis serialis
Lineage: Eukaryota; Fungi; Basidiomycota; Agaricomycetes; Polyporales; Fomitopsidaceae
Product: WD40-repeat-containing domain protein
Exons: 7
Coding region: 106-1464 (452 amino acids)
Biological process (GO): maturation of SSU-rRNA from tricistronic rRNA transcript (SSU-rRNA, 5.8S rRNA, LSU-rRNA)
Cellular component (GO): nucleolus; small-subunit processome; 90S preribosome
Molecular function (GO): protein binding
Source: RefSeq, a predicted model, not a curated record